This is a messenger RNA of Thunnus maccoyii (southern bluefin tuna), 4510 nucleotides long. It is a transcript of the gene ganabb, whose product is annotated as glucosidase II alpha subunit b. The record is from RefSeq and is a predicted model, not a curated record. Gene Ontology annotation, molecular function: carbohydrate binding; glucan 1,3-alpha-glucosidase activity. Gene Ontology annotation, biological process: N-glycan processing; carbohydrate metabolic process. The transcript has 25 exons. Gene Ontology annotation, cellular component: glucosidase II complex. NCBI's taxonomy places the organism in Eukaryota, Metazoa, Chordata, Actinopteri, Scombriformes, Scombridae. Bases 195 to 3032 code for a protein of 945 amino acids.
CAAUUUCCGCUAUUUUAUCGUCAAUUUAUCAUUUGUUUGAUCUGUUAUCGGUACGCAGGGAGUCUGAGAUCAUCGCUGCGGGCGCUCACUCAUUUAACGUGACAGCAAACGCACCGUUUCGGGUUUUAACGGCCGGCUUUUAACGGUCAAUCCUCCCUCAAUUGAAUUAACGGCUUGACAGGCAGUUAGCAAGGAUGGCACCUGUCCUGGUGUUCUGGCUGGCUAUGUGUCUCAGCGGGACGUGGGCUGUGGACAGGGGCAACUUCAAAACCUGUGACCAGAGUGCCUUCUGCAAGCGUCAGCGAGCACUGAAGCCUGGUGAGUCUCCCUAUCGAGCCCUGCUGGAGACCAUGGAGCUGACCAACACCAGACUCACCCUGCAGCUCAUCAAUGACAACAACAAGGUGCGUCUGCUGCUCGAGCUCUACCGUCUCCAGGGAAACAUAACUAGGGUGAAGAUUAACGAGCUGAAGCCGUUGAAGCCUCGCUAUGAGGUCCCAGACGUGCUCAUCAGGGAGCCACCAACUGAGCCCUUGUCUCUCCUGUCUCAGGACGAGAACGGGGUGGUGCUGUCCCUGGGGGCGGAGUCCCAGAGGGUCAUUGUCAGCGCCCGGCCCUUCCGAUUGGACAUCAUGGAGGGGCACGAUGUGGUGAUGUCGCUGAACUCUCGUGGCCUCCUGGCCUUUGAGCACCUGAGGAUGCGCAAGGACACUUUCUCCUAUAAAGUAACUAGCACAGUGGCUAGCGUGUGGGAUAAUAUCAAGAGGGUAUUCUCUAGCAGUCAGGCAGACCCAGAGGCCGAGAAGAAAGAGGAGGCUGAUCCGGCUAACCAGGCCGAGGCAGCCAAAGAAGAGGAAGAGAAAGUGGAAGAUGGGAUGUGGGAGGAAACAUUUAAAUCGCACACAGACAGCAAACCUAAUGGUCCAUCUGCUGUCAGUUUAGACUUUUCAUUGCCGGGUGUGGAGCACGUCUACGGCAUCCCAGAACAUGCAGACACCCUUAGACUCAAAACAACAGAUAAUGGAGAUCCGUAUCGGCUCUAUAACCUGGAUGUGUUCCAGUAUGAGCUGUAUAACCCUAUGGCCCUUUACGGCGCCGUCCCAGUUAUGUUAGCCCACAAUGCCCAGCGGACCACAGGCAUCUUCUGGCUCAAUGCUGCUGAGACUUGGGUGGACAUCAGCUCCAACACAGCUGGAAAGACCGUGUUUGGGAAAAUGCUGGAUUAUGUGCAGGGCUCCAGUGAGACGCCACAGACAGACGUUCGUUGGAUCUCUGAGAGCGGCAUCAUCGACGUCUUCAUUAUGCUCGGACCAAGACCAAAAGACGUCUUCUCCCAGUAUGCCUCCCUUACAGGCACCCAGGCCUUCCCUCCCUUGUCCGCCCUGGCCUACCACCAGUGUCGCUGGAACUACAAUGACCAGGAAGACGUGCAGUCGGUGGACGCGGGCUUUGACAAGCACGACAUCCCCUAUGACUUCAUCUGGCUUGAUAUCGAGCACACAGAUGGGAAGCGCUACUUCACCUGGGAUCCACACAAGUUUGCCACACCCAAGGAAAUGCUGCAGGGUCUCCAGGACAAGAAACGCAAGAUGGUGGCCAUUGUGGAUCCUCAUAUCAAAGUGGACACCAACUACAAGAUCCACACUGAAAUCCAAUCUCGAGGUUUCUAUAUAAAGAAUAAAGAUGGUGGAGACUACGAGGGCUGGUGCUGGCCUGGCAGCGCCGGCUAUCCAGACUUCACCCGUGCAGACAUGAGGGCCUGGUGGGCCAGCAUGUUUGCCUACGAUCAGUACGAGGGUUCCAUGGAGAACUUGUACACUUGGAACGACAUGAAUGAGCCGUCGGUCUUCAACGGGCCAGAGGUCACCAUGCACAAGGACGCCAUGCACGGAGCCUGGGAGCACCGUGACGUGCACAACAUGUACGGCUUCUAUGUGCAAAUGGCCACAGCGGAGGGUUUGAUCCAGAGGUCGGGAGGAGUUGAGCGACCAUUUGUCUUGACCAGGGCCUUCUUCGCUGGGUCACAGCGCUAUGGUGCUGUGUGGACUGGAGAUAAUGCCGCUGAGUGGGACCAUCUUAAGAUCUCUAUCCCCAUGUGUCUGAGCCUGGGUCUGGUUGGAAUCUCUUUCUGUGGUGCUGAUGUGGGCGGCUUCUUCAAGUCUCCGAGCACGGAGCUGCUGGUGCGUUGGUACCAGACAGGAGCGUACCAGCCGUUCUUCAGGGCCCACGCCCACCUGGACACGCCCCGCCGCGAGCCCUGGCUGUUUGGUCCAGAGAACACGGCGCUGAUCCGUGAAGCAGUGCGCCAGCGCUACACCCUCCUGCCCUACUGGUACCUGCAGUUCUACCACACAAAACGCACUGGAGAGCCCGUCAUGAGACCACUGUGGGUUGAGUAUCCUCAGGAUCCUGCUACUUUUGCUCUGGACGACGAAUUCUUGAUCGGGAGAGACUUGUUGGUGCAUCCAGUUACUGAGGAGGGAGCCAGAGGAGUCACCGCCUACCUGCCUGGAAAAGACGAGGUCUGGUUUGACGUCCACACCUUCCAGAAGCACAACGGAGCCCAGAACCUUUACAUCCCUGUGACCAUGAGCUCUAUCCCUGUUUUCCAGCGUGGUGGCUCCAUUAUUCCCAGGAAGCUUCGGGUUCGCAGGUCCUCCACCUGCAUGGAACAGGAUCCCUACACUUUAUAUGUGGCUCUUAAUCCUCAGAGAACCGCUGAGGGCGAGCUCUACAUAGACGAUGGCCACACCUUCAACUUCGAAAAGAACGAGUUCAUUCAUAGGAGGCUGUCCUUCACCAACAACGUCCUCUCUUCUGUUAACCUCGCUCCAGACGCCCAGUUUUCUACCAGCUCUUGGGUUGAACGCAUCGUUAUACUGGGAGCUAGUAAGCCCAGCAAGGUUACUCUCAAGACUGCUGAUGGUCAUGAGAGCCAGCUGGAGUUUGACUUUGACGCCUCCAUGUCUGUUUUGACGCUGCGUAAGCCCAGCAUGAACGCAGGGGCUGACUGGACCGUGACGCUUCAGUAACCACGAAAGGCGGGAGAGGAGGCGCGGGAUGAGAAAAUGACUGAACUGGACUGAACAGGAGGCGAGAGAGGAGGGAACAGACACAAGGCGCUGAUACCCAAGACUAACUAAAGCAAGACGACAGGACACCCACCAUGGAGACUAAAGGACAUAAACACAUCAGAUUCACACGGCUGUCCUCUCUAAACACACACACUCAUGUAGACCUGUUAGUUGAACUGAGCCACAUAACGUCUCCGCCAUGUCCCUCUUGUGUUCAGUAACGGUGCAACAAAAAGGGUCACUGCUAGAUAGAUACUGAUGUUUGUUUGUUUUUCAGUUAGAUAACUGAACCAUUCAAAUCAUGUCAUUGUAAUGAAUCUUUGGGGUUAAGAAAAGAAAUAUGCGGGCACUUUUUUUUUUGUGUUUUUAAUCGUCCACUCGUUGUCCAUCCAGUCCGCCUCAGAAGAAAGAUCACUGUGGUGGGUUGUUAUUGUUUAAAAUGAAGGCUGACAUUCAAAGCACAUGCUCCACCUGCUGGUGAUUCCCUCUACCUGUUUCUGACUUUUUAAAAAAACUGAUUCCUUCCCUCUUUUUUUUUUCUUUUUUCUUUUUUUUUUUUUUUUUAAGCCGAGCUCUUAAAUCAGCUACUUAUCUUCUUUCCUUGUGACACAUUUCAUACAAUCUGAUAUGUAGCUCUACACUAAUCUUUCAUUCUCUUUAUUUCUUCACAUUUUGACCCAUCAGGAAAACGAUCUUUCUUGCCGCCUCCCGGCCAGUUCAUUCCUCUUCAGCUUCUCCCUGAACUCAUCAGUGAUGAAUUCGUGUGCACGGAAUUGAUUGAUUUAUCAUCGCUUCACUUUUGAGCGUGAUCGGCCUGCUGCACAGAGAGGCGAUUUUUCAGUUGAACAAGAUACUACUUUUGGCGAUGGGAAUCUUUCAGGGGACUGAACCACUGACGUGUGUGGAUCAUCCUGUUGACGUGCUUUCUUUGUUUUAUCAAGUUCUUUUUUUUUUUUUUUUUUUCUCCCAACGUUGUUUACUAGAUAAUUUUUAAUGCACUUGAAGAAGAGUGAGAACUUACAAGUUGUUUAGAUUUUCAUGUGUUGCUAGAUAUCGGGGCAGUCCAGGAUUUCCAGUGUGUCAUUUGGGUUUAAAGGUGUUUCACUUGCAGAUAUCUCUUAAUAUACUUUUGAUUUACAUAAGAAUUCAUCCUAAAUGUACACUGAACAGUUAUAAAUAUUUAAAUGAUCCUCUGGAGAUGCUGGAUUGUGUCCUGUCUAGUCAAAUCAUUGGACCUUUUUUUUAGGGGGUUUGUUCUAUUUGUUUCGUCUCCUUAAUUGUUUUUAUGAUCAUAAAUGUACAUGUUGCUGCAAUUUUGUCUGGGAUGGCUCGAGUUGGCAGAAACGGAAGUGAAGGAACAGACUUCAGCUGUCGAUCAAAGUUGUCAAAUGUACUAAAAGAUGAGACCAAGUGAAAAUAAAGUUGACCAAAAGUAA